Python bivittatus (Burmese python) is the source of this 3651-nucleotide messenger RNA. It is a transcript of the gene ARPP19, whose product is annotated as cAMP regulated phosphoprotein 19. The record is from RefSeq and is a predicted model, not a curated record. Gene Ontology annotation, molecular function: protein phosphatase inhibitor activity. Gene Ontology annotation, cellular component: cytoplasm. Lineage: Eukaryota; Metazoa; Chordata; Lepidosauria; Squamata; Pythonidae.
GAUGACGCACGCAACCUACAAGCCGAGCUCGCGCUGGAGAGAGCAGCCCUCCGCGCCUCUCCUGCUGGCGACUCAUUCAUUCGCUCUUGGAGGGGCAUUUCGAGCCGAAGAGGAAGUUUGACCCGGUCGGCUCGCCGUCUUAACCGGCGGCCAUCUUGUGAGCAGUUGUGGGGAUAGCGGCCGCAGGCGGUGGUUGGAGCUGCGCUUUCCAGGCGGUAGGCCUUUCUCGCCCGGGGCUGUUUCUGGUAGCCCGGUUGUGCGGGAGCCAUGUCUGCGGAGAAUCUGGAGCCCGCUUCGGCAGAGGAGCAGAAGGAGAUGGAAGACAAGGUGAUUAGUCCCGAGAAAGCUGAAGAAGCAAAGUUGAAAGCCAGAUACCCUCAUCUGGGCCAAAAGCCUGGGGGCUCAGAUUUUUUGAGGAAGCGGCUUCAGAAAGGACAAAAGUACUUUGAUUCUGGAGAUUACAAUAUGGCAAAAGCAAAGAUGAAGAACAAGCAGCUCCCUACUGCAGCUCCCGAUAAGACUGAAGUCACAGGUGACCACAUUCCUACUCCACAGGACCUUCCACAGCGGAAACCAUCUCUUGUUGCUAGCAAGCUGGCUGGCUGACUAGACUGGCAGAACUGCAUGAAACUUCUUAUUCCCUUAAUCUUUCCUUAAGUUUUUUUCCUCACAUUUUUGUUUCCACUAAGUCAUUGACUGACUGCUUGGCAGGUAGUGGUAGCGUGUGCUGCUAUUGUAAGAGUCCAAUUAAGAAUUGUGUAGUCCUUGGAUGAGUUGAGAACAAUGCACUGAUUUUUUUAAAAAAAGGACAUGUUUUGUUAGAGCAAUGUAAUCUACUUGAAAAAUGUACAUAUUACUUGUGUGCUAGUGUAGGGCUGGUUCCAGCAAGUGACAUAGCAAGUUUGAGAAUUUUUAAUGUUUUGGCGUUCCUUAGUUCACUUUAAUUACAGUGUAGUUAGUAUGUUUGUAUCAAAUACAAGGUCUUUUUUUUUCCUUGUGUUUUGUUUUGUAAACUAGAGGUUUUAGAUAGUAAGUUGCUAGAAGGUAAAGCAUGUAUUAAAAAUGAUGGGGCUCUCACUUAAUUUGUGUAUCUACUCUUGAACUUGAAUGGCCUUAAACCUACUUCAGCUUUAACAAUAGAUUUUUACCUGAGCAAUAUUUGCUCAUUUUGGUGUAAUUCUUGUAAACUUAGUGCUUAUUGACAACUGCCUGUUGAAGCUGGUAUUCUUUUUGGUCCUGUAGCAUAGAACACAUUUUUAAAGUGGAUGAAGUGUGCAUGUGCAUAGACUGCAUUCACUUUUGUGCCAUGUCUGUAAAUAAGAUAGUUUUGCACAAUUUUUGCAAAUAUCUGUUAACUGUACACUUUUAAAAAUGUGCCAACUGCAAGCACAAAUUAUUCUGUCUCUUGGAAAGUCAUAAUACUCAUUUGAAUCAAACCUCCUUAGUGAAAAGUAACAGACUUGUAUGUUUAAAAUCUGGGAACUAUUAAAGGACUAUGGUGGAUCAGCUUUACCAGUGCAUUUUCCCCUAUUAAUUUCUAUAGUGUUCAAUAUAAAUAUAUACUAUAGAUACAAAAUAGCUUAUCUGAAACAAGGAAGUUCUACUUACUUCAAGGGACUAAAUUUAAACAUAUUAAGCUACUUUUAGAUCACCAUGUAUAGGGACUUACAACACCUGUAUUUCUUCUUCAGCACAUUUCAAGAUCUCUUAUAUUUAAAUGAAAUGCAGGAAGUUUAAAACAUGAAAUUAUGGAUACAACUGUGCUGCUACUGGAGGCCUCCAACAUAUAAAAACAGCAUCUGCUAUUUUAGGAGUAGUUAAAAAACAGGAAUACAAACUUUUUUUAGAUUAAGAAGUAAAGGUGGCAUUGGUUAGAUUUUAUAUGUACUAUCAUUAUUCAUGAUAAGUAUGUCUUGUAAGAUAAGAGUGCUUUGUCAUUGUAUAUUAUAAAUAGUAAAGCAAAAGCUAUCAUAGGUCUUAGAUAUAAUUGGAUACCUAAACUAUGUAUAAAAAUUAACAAAAAUACUCUUUUGUCUGUCUUAAGGUCUCAGACUUAAUUACUUGACAUUCUCACUCUGAAGGACUGUCUGUAAAGAAGUUUGAGUUUUGACUUUAUUAUAUUAGGCAAUAGAUACACUGGAUUUUUCCAAGGAAAGUCUCUGACAGUAAUAAAAAAAGUUCUGCUGGGCUUCUUUUACAAGUAAACUCAACAUCAUCCAUGCAACUUAAAAAGUAAAUCAACAUGGCCUGAUUUUCAAAGGUAUUGGACAGAGUCUUGCUACAUCUCAGAUUUUAAAAAGUUACUUUAUACUGGUUUGAGUUAAUCUGCUGUUAGCUGUAUGGGUGACAGGUUUAGAUAAUUUGGAAUUAAUUUCAAGUUUAUUGGAAGGGCUAUUUUGUCAGAUCUCCUCUAAAGAAACAAGAUACUUUGCCAUAUUUUUUCUUUUGUCUGAGUAGUAAUGAUGUGAAAUCUAUUCUUACUGUAAUCAACUUCAAUUUUAUGUCCCAGUGGUGUUGGAAUUUGAAUGCUGUGAGCACCGAAACCAACACCAGUAAAUAUACUUUGUAGAUGUAACACUGAGGAGAAUAACCCUAUAACUGAUUCAAGGAGAACACGUGACAUUAAAUGACUUUAAUGGAAGCUGUUCUAAUAAACAUUCAGUUUAUUUUUUUAUAAGAGGAAAGGGUAGACCUUAUUGACUAGCCUAAAAUGACUUCCUAACAGAAAAUGACUUGAUGGGUUUUUGAUUUGCUGCAGAUUAUAGUAAGCUGAAUUGGUCUGAUGUAUAAGUAGAUAUUAAAUAUAUCAAUCUAAACAUUCCAUUCCCCUGGUUACAAGUUAUAUUUUUGUAUUAUUGAUAUGACUGAGCAAAUGUUAAGAAUACAAGGAGAACAUAAGCUGAGUGAUUGUGAGAAUAUCUACUCCAGUACCAGUCUGCUGUGAUAAUGAAUCUCUGUCUCUAAUAAACCUCAGCAAUUGAAGAUAGGUUGGUAUUCUAUUAAGGAUGCAAAUAGUUUGAUCAGUAAUAAUUUCUCAGAAGAGAGAAUGGACAUCUAAUUUGCAGCUUAUUCCAACAAGAUAAAGCUGUUAAGUUUGUAUAUAUACUGUAUAAUAUGAGUUUUACCAUUUGAUACCUUUUUCAGAGAUCUGCACUACAGCCUAACAAUCUGCUUUAUGCAGUGAUUAGUAAUGCUCAAGUAUGUCUCUACUCAAAAUAGAUAGUAGCCUCCAAACUCUUCCCCAGUAUUCAGUAAUAGUGUAAUCAAGUGAUACAAAUUUUCCCACUUCUGCUCCAUCGACUUGCCCGUUAUCACAAGAAUGUAUGUGUGCACAUGUGUAUGCAGAGGCCACAUUAAGAAUUGCUUGGUCUGAUAAGUUCUUUAAUGCAUUCCAUAAGCUGAGACAAUGAAGAUUUCAGUUGCUCCCUACAGCUUUCAAUCUCUAUAGUAUGUAUAAUAAAUUCAAUUAAUUUGUUUUCACUGCUCUGUAGAAAUUUGUCUGGUGUUUUACUGAUUCACCCCCUACGCAUAAUAACUGCAUUGAAUCCCAAUUCUGACUAAAGCAUUGGUUUCCAUUGAACUAAUUUUGUAUUGAGGAAAAGGCUUCUGUUUUCUAGUAUGUAUUCAACAUUAAACCUAUAGUGUUCUUGA